UACAAUUUUGUACAAUAAUCAUUAUUUUAUUAAUUUGAAGAUUUCAGAUUUUGUUGGAAAUGGAUCCACAAUUAAAGAAAAAAGUUGUUCUGAUAACAGGAGUUAGCUCUGGUAUUGGGAAGGGGACAGCCAUCAAAUUUGCAAAAUUAGGUUGCAGACUAAGUAUAGUUGCUAGAAGAAAGGAAAUGCUAGAAGAAGUUGCAGAAGAAUGUCGGGCUAAGGGUGCACCAGAGGUUUUAGUCUGCUGUCAUGACCUGUCUGUUGAAGAGGAAUGUGUUGCGGUUGUUAAAGAGACAAUUGAAGCUUUUAAUGACAUUGAUGUACUGGUUAACAAUGCAGGGUGUGUCUGUAAAAUAUGUUCUUUAGCUGAAACCACUACUGAGGAUUUUACCAGGAUAAUGAAUGUAAAUGCAAGAUCUGUGAUGACCUUAACUCAACAAUGCAUUCCACAUCUAACAAAAUCUAAGGGUUCAGUGGUAAAUAUAUCUUCGAUUCUUGGAACACAUGCUACACCAGGGAUGGCUCCCUACAGUAUGAGUAAAGCAGCAUUGGAUAUGCUUACAAGGAUGUCAGCUCAAGAAUUGGCUGCAGUUGGAGUUAGAGUUAACAGUGUUAACCCAGGGGUGGUUUAUACAGAGGUUUUUGAUAACUUAGGAAUGAAUGAAAUAGAGCGGGAAGCGUUUAUUAAGAGGUCCUGUGACAUACAUCCACUAGGACGUCUUGGAACUAUUGAAGAGGUUGCUAACGCAAUAAUAUUCCUGGCUUCCAGUUUAUCCUCAUUUACAACAGGACAGAUCCUAUUUGUUGAUGGAGGGUUCCAUGAUACGACUAGCAGUAAACCAUUAUAUGCUUAAUCUAGUAAAGAGAUAUUGGACGUACAUUGAUCAGUGGACUGCAGUGGACUGCAGAACGCAGCUUAAUUUUGGGCAAGGUUUAAAUAGUGUGUAUGGCUUGUUAACUAUUAUCUUUAAUAAAUAUUUAACAAAAAGGACUAAAAUAAAUUGUUUAUUAAUUUGUGA
Molecule: messenger RNA, 1019 nt
Organism: Eurytemora carolleeae
Lineage: Eukaryota; Metazoa; Arthropoda; Copepoda; Calanoida; Temoridae
Product: 3-oxoacyl-[acyl-carrier-protein] reductase FabG
Exons: 12
Coding region: 60-854 (264 amino acids)
Source: RefSeq, a predicted model, not a curated record